Trypanosoma rangeli is the source of this 1644-nucleotide messenger RNA. RefSeq names its product leishmanolysin. Gene Ontology annotation, cellular component: membrane; cytoplasm. The record is from RefSeq and is a predicted model, not a curated record. The coding region runs from base 1 to 1644 and encodes 547 amino acids. The transcript has a single exon. Gene Ontology annotation, biological process: cell adhesion; proteolysis. Gene Ontology annotation, molecular function: metalloendopeptidase activity. Lineage: Eukaryota; Euglenozoa; Kinetoplastea; Trypanosomatida; Trypanosomatidae.
AUGCGCCACACUCUGCACGUCCUGUUGCUGUUGCUGCUGCUCUGCUGCUGCACCACUUCUUUUGCCACCGCCGAGCAUCGCUGCAUAUUUGACCGCAUUUCUCGCAAGGCUGGGCCCCCGAUGAGGGCAGUUGUGCGUGAAUUGCCGGGGCGGGAGCGUGACGGGACGCAGGUGUUGACUGCCUCUGUGGCCGACUGGGCGCCCCUCCGUUUUAAGGUCUUCUCGGAGGACAUGAACAAUGCUUCCAGGUACUGCACCGCUGCGGGAGAGUUAAGCUUGGACUUGGAAGGAGGAAUCCAUGCGUGCCAGCAGCAGGAUGUUCUUACGGCCAAGAAAAAGUCCAUCAUCUUGAAUCAGAUGCUUCCCCGAGCCAUACAGCUGCACAUGGAUCGUCUCCACGUUCAACCGGAGAAGCGCCCAGUGAUUGUUCCGAAUUUUUCGUCUGAAACACUAUGCAGUAAUUUUGAAAUACCCAGCUCCCACCACACGAGGGGUGUGCCCGGCGCGGACAUGGUUUUGUACGCCGCUGCUGCCCCGAUUCAAGGCACUACUAUUGCGUGGGCAGUGGGGUGCUCCGUGUUGCCCAGUGGACGUCCUGCGGUCGGGGUGAUAAAUUUUGGCCCGUAUUCAGUCACCGAUUCGGAAUUCGGUGUUCGUAUUGCGGCGCAUGAAAUCGCGCACACGCUUGGGUUUGAGAUGCGCUUUUUUGAUGCCAGGAAUAUGACACAGACGAUACCUGAGGUUCGUGGAAAGGAGAAUGUGGUCGUUGUGUCUUCACCCAAGACGCUGGAAAAGACUCGUGCGCACUUCAACUGCACAAGUGCCCCUGGAAUGGAGCUGGAGGAUGAGGGUGGGGGUUCAACGGUAUCAUCGCAUUGGAAGAGACGCAACGUAAAAGACGAGCUGAUGGCUGGACUUCCCGGUGCCGGCUACUACACGGCGCUGACGAUGGCUGUUUUUGAGGACAUGGGCUUUUACAGGGCGCAGUGGAGCAUGGCGGAACAGAUGCCAUGGGGCAACAACUCCGGCUGCGAACUGCUGACGGAGAAGUGCCUGACUAAUGGCACCACCCAGUACCCAGAAAUGUUUUGCGACUCCACAUUCUAUCUUCCGGAAUGCACAUCGGAUCAUUUUGCCGUGGGGAGGUGUAGUAUUUAUGGCUACAACAGCCCCCUUCCAGCACAGUUUCAGUACUUCACGGAUCCCAGAGUCGGCGGGCUCCUUGGCGACCUAAUGGACUACUGCCCCUACAUUAAAGAGCAAGAACACACGGGGUGCAUCGAUGGUGACGCAGACGUUAUGCGUGGAAGCCGCAUUGGCCUGGUGUCAAGGUGCUUAAAAACAGAUGGGCUGCGUGAUUCUGUUGGCCUCAUUGGGGAUGUGUGCGCUGAGGUGUCGUGCAGCAACGACACGGUGAGUGUGCGGUACCUUGCUGAUGACACCUGGCAUGCAUGCCCAGAGGGCGGCACUAUCACACCAACUGGGCCGGUGUUCAAGGGGGGGAACAUUGUGUGCCCGAGGCGCAUUGAAGUGUGUUAUGCAUACGAAUCAGGCGAUGGUGGUGUCGAUGCGAGUCAGUUGGCGUCGAUUUUCUCCUCAAUUUUAGUGGUCCUGCUGGUCACGGUUUUAGUAUUAAUGUGUUGA